Molecule: messenger RNA, 279 nt
Organism: Miscanthus lutarioriparius
Lineage: Eukaryota; Viridiplantae; Streptophyta; Magnoliopsida; Poales; Poaceae
Source: the annotation of a GenBank genome assembly
AUGGCGGUGUAUAACGCGAGGGAGAAAGCCAAGAAGGCGUACCGGCUCGCGGCGGCGAAGGAGGAGCUUUUCCUCGUCGGCAAAAUCUGCGACGCGCACAGAAAGGCCAAGAAGGCGAAGCGGCUUUGCCCGUCGCUCCCGGGCGUGGACAACGCGCUCGCGGUGUACGAGGUCCACGUCCGCGCCGCUGCGCGCGGUGGCACCGGCGGCUGGCGCGCGAUCCUCGGCAUAGGCCCAGGAGUCGCCGCCGCCGCCACCACCAUGCAGGACGCCGUCUAA